Messenger RNA from Tinamus guttatus (white-throated tinamou), 2378 nucleotides. RefSeq names its product FER tyrosine kinase (gene FER). Gene Ontology annotation, molecular function: non-membrane spanning protein tyrosine kinase activity; ATP binding. Gene Ontology annotation, biological process: peptidyl-tyrosine phosphorylation. The record is from RefSeq and is a predicted model, not a curated record. Lineage: Eukaryota; Metazoa; Chordata; Aves; Tinamiformes; Tinamidae.
AUGUGGUAAAGUGGCCAUCUUGUCACCUGCACAGUAUAUAGUGCCUUAAAAAAUGGGGUUUGGAAGUGACCUGAAGUAUUCUCAUGAUGCUUUAUUAAAACUGCAAGAUUGGGAACUACGCCUGCUCGAAACAGUGAAGAAAUUUAUGGCCAUGCGAGUAAAAAGCGAUAAAGAGUAUGCCUCCACUUUACAGAAUCUUUGUAAUCAAGUAGAUAAAGAGAGUACUUGCCAACUGGAUUAUAUCAGCAAUGUGUCCAAGUCUUGGUUGCUCAUGGUACAGCAAACAGAACAACUGAGCAAAAUAAUGAAGACGCAUGCAGAGGAUCUUAAUUCUGGUCCUUUGCAUAGGCUUACAAUGAUGAUCAAAGAUAAGCAACAAGUGAAGAAGAGUUAUGUUGGUGUUCAUCAACAAAUCGAAGCAGAGAUGUACAAGGUCACGACGACAGAACUGGAGAAACUAAAAUCUAGCUAUAGGCAAGUAAUGAAAGAAGUGAAUACUGCCAAAGAAAAGUAUAAAGAAGCUGUGGCUAAAGGAAAGGAGACCGAAAAAGCCAAAGAUCGGUGUGAUAAAGCUACUAUGAAGCUUCAUGUGUUGCAUAAUCAAUAUGUAUUGGCACUGAAAGGUGCACAGUUGCAUCAGCACCAAUACUAUGACACGACACUUCCGCUGUUACUUGAUUCAUUACAGAAGAUGCAAGAAGAAAUGAUUAAAGCCCUGAAAGGGAUCUUGGAUGAGUAUAGCCAAAUCACUAGCCUCGUAACAGAAGAGAUUGUGAACGUCCAUAAGGAGAUCCAGACCUCUGUUGAACAGAUAGACCCUAACUCCGAAUAUAGUGACUUCAUAGAAACUCACAGGUCAUCAGAAAUUGUUGAACAAGAAAUAGAGUUUGAUACAUCUUUGCUAGAAGAAAAUGAAAAUCUUCAAGCUAAUGAGAUCAUGUGGAAUAAUCUAACAGCAGAAAGUUUACAAGUCACGUUAAAAACGGUAAUAGAAGAGCUGAUACAGACACAGCAGACACUUUUGAGCAAAGAGGAGCUUGUGCUGGAAUUAGAGAAGAAAAUAGAAGAAUCUUCUAAAACUUGUGAAAAGAAGUCAGAUAUGGUACUUUUGCUGAGCCAAAAGCAAGCACUGGAAGAACUCAAGCAAACAGUUCAGCAAUUAAGAUGCUCUGAGGCAAAAUUUGCAGCACAAAAAGAACUACUGGAGCAAAAGGUUCAAGAGAAUGAUGGGAAGGAGCCACCACCUGUAGUGAAUUAUGAAGAAGAUGCCAGAUCAGUCACUUCUAUGGAUAAGAAGGACAAAGUCUCAAGGUUUGACACUAUUCGUCACUCUAUAGCUGGAAUUAUAAGAUCUCCAAAAUCCAUGCUGGGUUCAUCAUCGUUCUUUGAUGUAAUAUCAACCACUGAAAAACCAUUGGCAGAGCAAGAUUGGUAUCAUGGUGCAAUUCCAAGAAUAGAAGCCCAGGAGCUGUUAAAACAGCAAGGAGACUUCUUGGUGCGAGAGAGCCACGGGAAACCUGGUGAAUAUGUCCUUUCUGUGUUUUCAGAUGGACAACGGAGGCACUUUAUCAUACAAUAUGCUGAUAAUCAGUAUCGUUUUGAAGGAACUGGCUUUCCAACUAUUCCUCAGCUCAUAGACCAUCACUACACAACAAAGCAAGUCAUUACAAAGAAAUCUGGUGUUGUUCUACUGAAUCCUGUGGUUAAGGAUAAGAAAUGGGUCCUAAAUCAUGAAGAUGUCACACUGGGGGAAUUACUGGGCAAAGGUAAUUUUGGUGAGGUAUAUAAAGGAACAUUGAAGGAUAAGACUCCUGUUGCUGUAAAAACUUGUAAAGAAGACCUUCCUCAGGAACUGAAAAUAAAAUUUCUGUCAGAAGCCAGAAUACUCAAACAAUAUGAUCAUCCUAAUAUUGUAAAACUUAUAGGAGUUUGCACACAACGGCAACCUAUUUAUAUUGUUAUGGAACUUGUUCCAGGAGGAGAUUUCCUGUCCUUUUUAAGAAAGAAGAAGGAUGAGCUAAAAACUAAACAAUUAGUGAAAUUUUCAUUAGAUGCUGCUUCUGGUAUGGCAUAUCUCGAAUCUAAAAACUGUAUACAUAGAGACCUGGCUGCAAGAAACUGUUUGGUCGGUGAAAGCAACAUUUUGAAAAUAAGUGAUUUUGGGAUGUCUCGUCAGGAAGAUGAUGGAGUAUAUUCAUCUUCAGGCUUAAAGCAGAUUCCUAUCAAAUGGACUGCUCCAGAAGCUCUCAACUAUGGGAGAUACACAUCUGAGAGUGAUGUGUGGAGCUUUGGCAUCCUUUUGUGGGAGACCUUCAGUCUAGGAGUGUGCCCGUACCCUGGAAUGACCAACCAACAAGCACGAGAACAAGUGGAAAAAG